GUUGCUUUAAUCUCAGCUCAGAUCUUCAUUGACAAGUCGGAGCAAGAUGCUUCCACUGCCAGCGUUUCUGCUCAUUCUCUCUGCGGUUGUUGCCGUGCACCCGGUCCUAGCUAAGACUUCAAGGAAUGCCACGGGACACGAUGAAUCCAACUCCAACGCACAGCCUCACAUUAUCUUCAUCCUGGCAGAUGACUUGGGCUGGAAUGAUGUCAGCUUCCAUGGCUCCGAUCAGAUUCCAACCCCAAACCUUGAUGAGUUGGCCUACAGUGGAGUUAUGCUGACCAAUUACUAUGUCCAGCCCAUCUGCACUCCAACACGAAGUGCUCUAAUGACAGGCAGAUACCCAAUACACACAGGAAUGUGGCAUGGUGUUAUCUUGGGCCCCGAACCUUGGGGUCUUGGCUUAAACGAAACCAUUCUACCGCAAUUGAUGAAACAACAAGGAUACAGCACGCAUAUGGUGGGCAAGUGGCAUCUGGGGUUUUUCAGCGAGGAGCACAUUCCCUCCCAACGUGGAUUUGAUUCUUACUAUGGUUACUACCUUGGCAAGCAGGACUACUGGACACAUUAUAACUCAGAGCUCAGAUUUUCGGGCUUUGACUUCCACAAGAAUGGCAGCAUAUUCAAGCCUGUGUAUGGCCAGUACUCUACGAAUCUCUACACCCAGCAAGCUGAACAUAUCAUUGCUUCACAUAAUAAAUCAAAGCCGCUGUUCCUGUAUUUCGCACAUCAAGCAGUUCACAGCGGGAACGACAAACGACAUGCCCUGGAGGCACCAAAAGAAUACUACGACCGAUUCCCGAACAUCACUGACGAAAACCGACGCAUGUUUGCAGCCAUGGUGGCUGUCAUGGAUGAAUCGGUCGGCAACGUCACCCGGGCCUUGAAGCAAGCUGGACUAUACGACAACUCUGUCAUCAUCUUCUCGACCGACAACGGAGGCCCGGCACACGGCUUUGACUUCAAUCACGCCAAUAAUUACCCCCUGCGAGGCGUCAAGUCUACGUUGUGGGAGGGGGGAGUCCGAGGCACUGCCUUCGUGCACAGCAACCUACUGAAGAAGACUGCCCGCAAGUCACAUGACCUGCUGCAUGUCAGUGAUUGGAUGCCUACGAUUUACGGCUUGGCUGGUGGAGACGUAAGCACCUUGAAAGAUCUGGAUGGCUACGAUAUCUGGCCUACUCUCUCAUUGGGACAGAAAUCACCACGAUCCGAGAUCCUGCUGAACAUCGACACGGAAUCGGGCUAUUCCGCCCUUCGCAUGGGGGACAUGAAGAUUCUUACCGGUGAUGUUGGAGAUGGGGACUGGGAAGGAUGGUACGAGCCUGAGGGACUGCCACCACAUUACGUCCCCCCUCCCCCGCCUGAAGGCGCGUUUGCCGUUCACUGCCCAACAAAACCCAGCAAUGCAUCCACUAAUUGCAACCCAUUCCGGGCAACAUGCCUGUACAACAUUACUCACGAUCCAUGCGAGUUCUACAACAUCGCAGACUGGAAUCAAGAUAUCGUAGCUUCCAUGACGAAACGUCUGGACGAGUACAAAGCCAGCAUGGUACCGGCACGCAACAAACCCAGAGACCCCAAUGCUAACCCUGCUCUACAUGGAGGAUACUGGGUUCCCUGGAUCAAGACUGACUAGAUGAGACUGACCUGCCUGAUGUCAAGAGUAGGCCUAGUUGACUAGUGAAUUUCAGUAGUCGCGAUUAUAACACCUCACCCACAGAUUCUGUAUCUUGAUUGGCCAAAAGCGAGUCACAUGGUAUACAAAUAUUGA
This is a messenger RNA of Patiria miniata (bat star), 1774 nucleotides long. RefSeq names its product arylsulfatase I-like. NCBI's taxonomy places the organism in Eukaryota, Metazoa, Echinodermata, Asteroidea, Valvatida, Asterinidae. The transcript is spliced from 11 exons. The record is from RefSeq and is a predicted model, not a curated record. The coding region runs from base 47 to 1639 and encodes 530 amino acids.